AUGGUUCAACCCAUUCCAACCGGUGAAGGCCGUAAGGAAGGCCAAAUGAGAGUAACCCAAGGGGGGAUAUCCGCCGGAGUCUCCCCUCAUGCGCAAAUGUUAAUACCGCGUUCAAAAGUAUCAACCUUCGGUCGUGUGAAAAGCAAAGACCCUCUGCAGGAUAUGCAGGAUGCCAAGUUUACGGAGUCGGUGCAGUUCCUCUAUGAGUUUUGGAAGGAGCCAAAUGAGGUAACUAACCUCUGUUUUUUUAUGCCAAAUGGGGUGUUGAUCGAUAUGCGUGACCAGUCUAUCUACACGACCCUGGAAGAUCUGAAAACGUAUGUGUGGGAGGAAGCAGAACGCUACCCCCUUUAUGGUCACUUAGGCGAUAAGAGCACCUACUACUUCAGCACGCUUCCGGCCGCAACGAGUAGCAUCUUCGAACAACACGAUGAAUCAAAGCGUUUGAUCGAUGUGCAGCCGGUAUUCGGGAUAUUCAACUUUGUUGAAAAGAAAGUCGUGUCAGUCAACAGCCAGCUAAUGAGCAACAUCAGUGCAUUGCUCGGAACGACGCAAUUAGAUAAAACACGCAAAAAUCCAGAAGUGAAUGAUUUUCGUACCAAGAUGAGCCUCCUUGGUGAAGAGAUCGGUUCCCAGCGAGCGGCCAUGAGCCGAAUGGACCGAAUCUCCUACCAGUAUCCUGUGAAGCUGGCUCGUUCAGUGCCGGAUCAUAUCGCACAGCAUACCGCGUUCUGUGUGGUGGCGAUCAGUGUCGACAUGCAGGUGACAGUUAAGGUGACAUGCCAGGCUACACCCGACGAAGUGCUCAAACGUAUCCUCGAGAAAAAGCAAUUCUUGGCGAAGGCCCGCAACGACAACAGUGGGGAUUACAUACUAAAAGUGUGCGGCCACGAAGAGUAUAUAUACGGUGCUCAUUCGAUCAAUCGCUUCCAGUACGUGCAGGACUGUUUGUCACGCGACGAACCUCCGACAUUCGUGCCGCGCCUGAUCCGCACCGUCGAGGUAUUCAAAAACGAUAUCUAUGAAGCACGCGAAGAUUUUUCGCAUUGGUCGGGCAACACGAGCUCAAUGGGUUCCGUUACAUCCUUGACGACAGGCGUCACUAGUUGCGGUACAGUGAACAUUCACAAGCAGCAAUCACAACAGUCCCAACCGCCACACACUUUACGAAAAGUGAAAUAUAUUACAAGCUGGGAGAUUGAUGCUAAACUGCAGUGCACAGUGCACGAGAUACAUGAUCUCAACUGCGACUCGAACCGCAACGUCGAGGUUGGCGUCCAACUUGGUUUGUUUCAUGGUGGUAAAUCACUGUGUAAGACAGAACGGACGAGGCUGGUACCGCUGCACAAAGGUUCUGCUAGCUGGAAUGAGACGAUUCAGUUCGAUAUUCACGUCAGCAACGUGCCUCGCAUGGCCCGCUUAUGUCUUGUAAUUUACGAGAACAUCCGCACAGCUAAAGGGAUGGGUAUGCGGACGCGCCGAACCAAGGACGGCCUGAUCAAUCCGAUUACCUGGGUCAAUACCAUGGUCUAUGACUAUAAGAACCAGCUGAAAACGGACUCGGCAACGCUCUACACGUGGACGUACGCCGAGGAUGCGCAGUCGGACGACAUACUCCACCCGCUAGGGACGGUUGAACCUAAUCCACGACGCGAUGAGUGCCCGUCGUUGCUGUUGAGUUUUGGUAAUUACGCUCAGGAAAAUAAAACAAUACUAUAUCCGAGUGAAGAUGAACUGCUGCUGCAAGCGUCCCGUAAGUGUACACGUAACGAGCAUCUGAACCGAGAGAGUGCCGAAGAUACACGAUCGAUUAAGGCGAUCCUGUCGAAUCACUACAACGAUCGACUCAACGACAUCGUCGAGCAAGAACGCAACGCUAUCUGGGCAAAACGGCGCGAAUGCAUGAAGCAAAUGCCACACGGACUACCCUGUCUUCUGUACUGCGUCGAAUGGAACAAUCGGGAUGAGGUAGCGGAAAUAGUGUCGCUGCUACAGGAAUGGCCAAAACUGGUUAUUGAGCGUGCCCUCGAGCUGCUAGAUUACGCAUACGCGGAUAAAUAUGUCCGGCGGUAUGCGGUGGAUUGCUUGCGCACGAUUGAGGACGACGAGCUUCUGCUAUAUCUUUUGCAACUCGUUCAGGCACUUAAACAUGAAUCGUACUUGAACUGCGAUCUUGUAUUUUUUCUACUACAGCGAGCGUUACACAAUCAGCACAUCGGACACUUCAUCUUCUGGCACCUGCGUUCGGAGAUUUCUGUCCCCUCAGUUCAAGUGCGCUUCCGGUUGAUACUCGAGGCAUACCUGAAAGGUAGCCCGGAACACGUGACAGUGCUACUGAGGCAAAUGCAGUGCUUGAAACAACUGCAAGCGUGUUCCGACACGGUAAAGCGAGGCAGCAAGGAAAAAGGCCGCGCGCUGUUGAUGGACAAGCUGUCUGAGCGCAGUGUAAUGGAUGCAUUGAGCGACGUCAUUAGUCCACUAAAUCCCAGCUUCCGAUGCCGCACCGUCCGAAUCGAUCGAUGCAAAGUGAUGGAUUCGAAAAUGCGGCCACUCUGGAUCGUGUAUGAAAACAGUGAUCGAAGCGGCGACGAUAUCAAUAUGAUUUUUAAGAAUGGAGACGAUCUGCGACAGGACAUGUUGACUUUACAGAUGUUGCGCAUCAUGGAUCGGAUUUGGAAAAGCGAUGGUAUGGAUCUGCGCAUGAACCCGUACAGUUGCAUCAGCACUGACCGGCGGCUCGGUCUCAUUGAAGUAGUGCUGAACGCGGAAACAAUCGCCAACAUCCAAAAGGAGCGUGGCAUGUUCUCUGCCACUUCACCGUUCAAAAAAGGUUCUUUGCUUGCUUGGUUAAAGGAGCACAACAGCUCCGACGACCUGCUAGCGAAAGCUAUUCAAGAGUUUACGCUCAGUUGUGCCGGAUACUGUGUGGCGACAUACGUACUUGGCGUGGCCGAUCGUCACUCAGACAACAUUAUGGUGAAAAAGACGGGACAGCUAUUUCACAUUGAUUUCGGUCAUAUACUAGGCCAUUUCAAAGAGAAGUUUGGCUUCCGGCGAGAGCGCGUACCAUUCGUGUUGACACACGACUUUGUGUACGUUAUCAACAACGGGCGCACCGAUCGUGAAGCACAGGAGUUCCGGUUUUUUCAGCAAAAAUGUGAAGACGCAUUCUUGAGCUUACGCCGUCACGGCUGCCUUAUACUGUCUCUGUUUGCGAUGAUGAUCUCGACCGGGUUGCCGGAACUAUCGUCGGAGAAGGAUCUCAACUAUCUCCGUGAUACGCUGGUAUUGGACAAAACCGAGGAUGAGGCCCGCAGUCAUUUUCGACAAAAAUUUAGUGAAGCACUUGCUAAUUCAUGGAAAACGUCACUCAAUUGGGCGUCACAUAAUUUCUCGAAAAAUAAUCGCCAGUGACAGUUUUCAUUGCAGUUUCUUUAGAUAGCAGUUUGCAAUCACCAAAAUAUGUAAUUGAGUAAAUAGUGCAUACUGGGUUGUUCAAUAAGAUUUACGGUUCAAUAAUAUUGAGUUGGAGAAAAAGUAACCCAUUAUUUUCUCGGUAGAUGGCUUUAGUGAUCGAUAUCUCGUGAAGUAUCGAAGUUAUGUUUCUUUCGAUGUGAAACGUAAGAACCCGUUGUUGGUGAUGAGUGAUGUUCUGAUAGAUGUCGAACCAUGUCGGUACCUGUUGGUGUCGUGUGGUGUACCCGUUCGUGUUGACUCAAAGAACUGGACGCUUGCUGUAUUGCCGUUAUCAGCAAGUGUUCGUUAUCGUCGCUAUUGGUUUCGUUCUAAAUGUUGCAGCACGCGUUAACUUUGAAAACUUGCCGUAACUUCGAUCGUAAGGCUUCAAUUUUAGGCUCGUUUUAAAGCUGAUACUUUAGUUAACGAUACGAUACUUAACAAAAUGCUUUCUUUGGCUUUUGUUUGUACCAUUCGUUUGUGAGUUACAGGGUGUUAACAAUGGAGGUUCAAGCCAGGCUGCUGAAAUUUUGCAUGGUUUUUAUGAUGCCGAUACUCUUACAGCUAGCUACGUGUAAUUUUGGUUUCGUUGACCCGUUCAAUUUACUUUUGAUGUCAAAGAUGCACCUCGCACAGGCAUACACGUCGUCGAAAACGUCGAUAAAACCACAGAAAUAAUCAAAGUUCAUCGGCAUGUUAGAAGUUAGGGCAUCGGUCAGAUGCUGAAGAUUAACUAUCAAAUACUAGGUGUAUGCGUCAAAAAUCGGGAACUUAAAAAGAUGGCUGUACCUGCCGUUUGGGACUUCCCAGUUUUGCUGUUCAUUCAUCAUUACCUUGUGUUCACAUCAGGUAAAUGAUUUCAGGUAGAAAAAAAAUUAUUUCGGUUUGCAACCCAUCAUUCAAAGGGUUAGACCAUGUCAACUUUUGUGCCUGUAAAUGACGUUUUACGGGGAUUUUUAUUUUUCUGCUCCUUUUGAAGAAAACUGCUUCGGAAUCGCACCAAAUGCUUGUCGGGACUUGUGUUUAGAAGAUCGCAGUGCUUUAAGUUGUUUAAAAAAUUCCAAAAUGGCGAUUUUGACUUAACAAAAAAAAGCAGCGAAGGACUCCAAAAAACGAACUUUUUGAUGGGACAGAACGACAUGGUGUUUCACAAGCUCCUGAAACCUGAUGGAAACGUUAAUUCCGAUCGCUACUGACAACAAAUGGUCAAUUUGAACCAUGCAUUGAUCGAAAAUCGACCAAAAAGCAAUUCUAGUGGUUUACAAUGGAGACGCCUAGUCCCUCAUGGCCACAAGCAGUCCGAUUAGCAAUGUAUAGACCUAGUAAAUCCAGUUGAAAAUGUCUGGGGAAUAUUGGUUAGACAAAUUUAUGCGGAUAGGCAGCAAUACUGGAGGGCCAGACGAACCGUAAACCGUAAACAUUUUAACGUCAAAUCGAUCUGCUUGUGUCAAAAGGUUUGUACCUCAGCGGACCCCGUAACACGUAAAGCGUAAAACCGAGCGUUUGUUUACAAACAGAGAAUAAUGUAAGUUCUUAUUUGUGAUGUUUUUUUUUAUUUUAACUUUAAACUAUUCAGAAAUCAACUUACCUCUUCGAUUUCUAUUUUCUCGGGUCAAAAACACGAAUGUAAACACGUUUGACAUUUCGGUGACCAAUAUUUUAAGGCUGCCACACUAACCAUAAACGAUUUGAAAUUAAAAAAUAAUUUUACGCUCAUAUUUACGGUUCGUCUGGCCCCCCAGAUACAGCUCUAUUAAUGAACUUUAGGCAUCCAUUUUGGAAGCUUGGGAACAUAUGGACUCAAAAAUUUUGAAAAACCUGGUUGACAGUAUGACAAACAGAGUUUUCCAAGUCAUUCAGCGGUCAGGAAAGCCAACUGACUAUUAAACCUCACAACAAAUACAGAGACUUGAAAAAAAUCUACACAUAUUGAUAAUUUUAUUAGGUGCGGCUAUAGAAACUUGACAGUGCGUAUAUCGCGCGGCGUAUUUGGUCAAAAAAAGCUAAAAAUCAUAAAACAUCAAUCCAACUAAAUGGUUUUUUUUCAUAAUUUUGCCUACUUAAAAGAGUCCCAAAACCAGAUGUUGAAUCAAAAAGACUGUUUGGAAGAUACGUUAAAAACGUGGGUUGUUGACCGAGAAACUUGACAGAGUGUAUAAUCACAACAUGGAAGUGUAUUUUGCAUCCCUUCCAGAUUCUCACUUCAGGGAUGGGGUUCAUAAAUUGGAAUCUCGUUGGAACGAGUGUCUCGUUGUACAAGUGUUGUUCAGGGAGACUUUACUGAAUAAUGAAGUGUAUUUCUUACCAUAAAAUUGUUUUUCUUUAUCGAACCGCAAAACUUAUUCAACAUCCUGGUACUUUAAGUUUUUUGUCUGGACCUGCGAUAAAAUAGUGUCAGGAAGACUGCACUUAAAUAGUUCACUUCUUCAAUUUAGUUUACAAGCCAUAGUCUCAAUGCACCUAAGCAUGCUGAAAUAUUGAAGAUAGUUUAUAUACCGUUAAGAAAUACCAACUAAGAAGCAGGUGAUGAAUUCAUAACAUUUUCUUCCACUUUUCUAGUUUUAUACUUAUAGUGUAAGUAGUCGUAAGCUAAUAAGUACGUAGUCGCUUUAAAUAAUUCACUUUGAUAGUUUUUUUAAGACGCAAUACAGAUUAAUACAUAUAGAUUAAUGUCUAUGAGUUUUGUUUUGCAAGACUUUUCUUGAUUUUAGUUGCCCUUACCACACACAGCAUUAUUUUUUUACUAUCAUACUUUACCAUUUUAUUUACAUUUAAUAUCAUUACCUGUUGUAGAAAACUGCUACAGAAUCGCAUCAAACGCUUGUCGAAGCUUGUUUUUAGAAGAUCGUAGUGAUUUAAGCGGUUUAAAAAAAAUUAAAAUGGCUUCCAAACAAGUUCGAAGAUGUUGAACUACAAGCACUUCGAUUCCUGCGUCGAAAAUUGGACGACUAAUUGGUUUGCUUAAGAAGACGAAGAAUUCUUUCGGCAUAGCAUCCACGAUUUAGCAGAGAGAUGGUAGAAAUGUAUAGCUAGC
Messenger RNA from Anopheles cruzii, 6490 nucleotides. It is a transcript of the gene Pi3K92E, whose product is annotated as phosphatidylinositol 4,5-bisphosphate 3-kinase catalytic subunit beta isoform. The record is from RefSeq and is a predicted model, not a curated record. Bases 1 to 3414 code for a protein of 1137 amino acids. Lineage: Eukaryota; Metazoa; Arthropoda; Insecta; Diptera; Culicidae. Gene Ontology annotation, biological process: phosphatidylinositol-mediated signaling; phosphatidylinositol 3-kinase/protein kinase B signal transduction; cell migration. The transcript has 4 exons. Gene Ontology annotation, molecular function: 1-phosphatidylinositol-3-kinase activity; 1-phosphatidylinositol-4-phosphate 3-kinase activity. Gene Ontology annotation, cellular component: plasma membrane; cytoplasm; phosphatidylinositol 3-kinase complex.